AUGGGUUUGAUGCAAAUUUUCUUUCUUUUUUGUGUACUGAGUUUUCAUUCGUUGGCAAUCUCUGCAAUUGAUUUUCAAGAGCAGAGCAACUUGGAGACUUAUAUCGUUCAUGUUGAGUUGCCUGAGUCUGGCACUCAACUUUCCACCACAAAUUCUUCAAUCCCAAAUGAAGAUCUGGAUAGUUGGUAUAAUUCUUUUCUGCCAACAGUCACCGCAAGCUCGAAUGAUGGGCCGAGAAUUAUUUACCCAUAUCACAAUGUUUUCAAGGGAUUUGCUGCCAAAUUAUCAGCUGAGGAUGUCAAAGCAAUGGAAAAGAUGCCUGGUUUUGUAUCAGCUAGACCACAAAAGGUGUUGUCUCUGCAUACAACGCAUACUCCAAAUUUUUUGGGGUUGCAUCCGAACUCGGGAUUUUGGAAAGCAUCAAACUAUGGGAAGGGUGUGAUUAUUGGUGUCUUGGACUCUGGAAUCACACCGGACCACCCUUCAUUUGGAGAUGAAGGAAUGCCUCCACCACCUGCAAAAUGGAAGGGAAAGUGUGAAUUCAAUACCUCAGUAUGCAAUAACAAAUUGAUCGGAGCAAGAUUUUUCCGCCAUGGAGAUGGCUCUUCAAUCGAUGGAAUUGGUCAUGGAACUCACACUGCAAGCACAGCUGCUGGAAGCUAUGUCGAGGGUGCCAAUGUGUUUGGAAAUGCCAACGGCACAGCAGUUGGUAUCGCACCUCUUGCUCACCUGGCAAUCUACAAAGUAUGCACCACUAGUAGUUGCUCAGAAAGUGAUUUAUUGGCUGCGAUGGAUGCUGCUAUCCACGAUGGGGUUGAUGUUCUUUCCAUAUCCCUUGGAGGAAGUUCAGAACCAUUUUAUGCUGACAAUAUUGCACUUGGUGCCUAUAGAGCAACCGAAAAGGGCAUUUUCGUGAGCUGCUCAGCCGGGAACGACGGUCCUUCUAGUAGCACUUUAUCAAAUGAGGCGCCUUGGAUUCUCACUGUUGGUGCAAGCACCACUGACAGAAAAAUCAGGGCAACUGUCGUGCUUGGAAACAAGGAGAAGCUUGAAGGCGAGACCCUUCAUCAGCCGAAGGAUUUUCCGUCAACACAAUUUCGUAUAUUCUUCCCCGGUGCCAACCAGAGUGAUCCUAAUGCAGAUCGAUUCUGCACCACAGCAUUAUUGAACCAGACAGGCAUCAAAGGAAAGAUUGCAGUUUGUGAUAUUGGAGAAAUUCCACUGCUCGAUAAAGAAAAGAAUGUCAAGGCUGCUGGUGGUGUUGGCAUGAUUAUUAUAAACCCAGAAGAAUUUGGAUAUACCACAUCAGUGGAUGCUUAUAGCCUCCCGGCUACACAGGUGACUUAUGCUGAUCGACUUAAAUUGAUUAAGUACGUAAACACAGCAAGAUCUCCCAAGGCUGCAAUCUCAUUCAAAGGAACUAUUAUUGGAGACAAUCAUGCUCCUGCUGUUGCAUAUUUUUCCUCUAGAGGUCCGAGCCAAGCAAGUAUCGGAAUUCUGAAACCAGACAUUAUUGGCCCUGGUGUAAACAUCCUGGCUGCGUGGCAUCGUUCAGUCGAAAACAACCCCAACACAAAGUCAAAUUUCAAUGUGAUCUCUGGCACUUCAAUGUCUUGCCCUCACCUCAGUGGUGUUGCUGCUCUGCUGAAAAGUGCUCAUCCUGAUUGGUCUCCCGCUGCAAUUAAGUCUGCGAUGAUGACCACCACCGAUCUUGUGAACCUUGCCAAGAAUCCAAUUGAAGAUCAAAGGCAACUUCCAGCUAACAUUUUUGCCACUGGUGCAGGCCAUGUCAAUCCAGCAAGAGCAAGCAAUUCAGGGCUUAUUUAUGACAUUGAGCCUAAAGAUUACAUUCCUUACUUAUGUGGUUUGAAUUACACAGACAAGCAGGUUGGUUUGAUUUUACAACGCAAGGUAAAAUGCUCAGAAAUAUCAAACAUACCUGAAGGUCAACUGAACUAUCCUUCAUUCUCAGUCGUGGUUCGAUCAGCAGUUCAGAAGUAUACAAGAACAGUGACUAAUGUAGGUGAGGCUAGUUCAGUUUACCAUGUUCAGAUUGUCGCACCUGCAGGUGUAAAUGUGAGAGCCAACCCGACAAUGCUCAGUUUCACCAAAGUGAACCAGAAAUUGGCGUAUGAAGUUACGUUUAGCCCAUCAGGAUCAGCUAAUAACAUUGCUGUCUCUCAAGGAUCUCUUACCUGGCAUUCAUCCAACUCCAAAUACUCUGUCAGAAGCCCAAUUGCUGCGAUUUUCCAAGCUGUGGGAUUGUAG
Molecule: messenger RNA, 2268 nt
Organism: Coffea eugenioides
Lineage: Eukaryota; Viridiplantae; Streptophyta; Magnoliopsida; Gentianales; Rubiaceae
Product: subtilisin-like protease SBT1.2
Exons: 1
Coding region: 1-2268 (755 amino acids)
Biological process (GO): proteolysis
Molecular function (GO): serine-type endopeptidase activity
Source: RefSeq, a predicted model, not a curated record